Messenger RNA from Capra hircus (goat), 1002 nucleotides. RefSeq names its product membrane spanning 4-domains A13 (gene MS4A13). The record is from RefSeq and is a predicted model, not a curated record. The transcript is spliced from 5 exons. Bases 13 to 474 code for a protein of 153 amino acids. Gene Ontology annotation, cellular component: plasma membrane. Gene Ontology annotation, biological process: cell surface receptor signaling pathway. NCBI's taxonomy places the organism in Eukaryota, Metazoa, Chordata, Mammalia, Artiodactyla, Bovidae.
GCUAUCCAGAUCAUGAUCGGCACCUUCUGUGUUUUCAUGUGGUAUCUUGUGUUGAUUUUGUAUAUGGGACAAAUUAAAGGCGUCUUUGGGACAUACGAACCGAUAACUUAUAAAACAGGAUGUUUUUUAUGGGGAAUUAUUUUUAUCAUUUCAGGAAUCUCCAUAAUAAGGGCAACAAGGCAUCCGUCUCAGCGCCAGCUUACCUGUGCUAUGCUUAUGAACAUCUUAUGCAUAAUUGUCGCAAUUAUUUCAGUGAUUCUAACAGUAGUUGAGUUGUCUACUUUUGAGUCUGUGUCAUACAGGAAUUAUGGACAAGCGAAACUUGGGAGAGAAAUUUCACGUGUCUUACUGAGCUUCUACUCACUGGAAGUGUCUAUCGCAUUCACAUACACAAUCUUCGGCUGCGUUGGUCUGUGUCGCAAAAAAGAAGAUGCUCCUACAGCUGACACAGAGGAAGUUGAGGAUGCUUUUUAGAAACCUUAGGAAUGUGAGAAUUUUCCUGGUGCUCUUACCUGAUGUGGGCCUUAAUGAUAUAACUGUGUAACAAAGCUGCUACAAAGUCCACAGAUUUUGUGCAAAAGAAAAUAUGAAACAAGGUGAAUUUUCCUUUUCAGUAUUCAAGAAAAUUCUUUGCACAUAUUUUUGUAGGCUCCAAUUGGAAAGCUUUUUCCCCAAUUAAAUAUACUAUUCUCACAAGGAAAAAUUUAUUCUCUAGGUAUGCUGAAUAACUGUCAUCUCUUCCUAAUGGAGUUUUGUAAGAGACCAUUUAAAAGUUUGCGAUUGUUUCUAUCGUGCAAGCUACACAGACUUGGACCAUGAUAUUGUAUAACUCUCACGGAAAUUUCAAAUAGCUUAAGAUUCUGAUUCUAUGAGUAAAGGGUACAUUUCAGUCUGAGUUCUACCUGAGCUAGCUACCUGAACAAAGUACAAAUCAAAAGGCAUCCAAUUCAGCCCCUUCAUGGACUGCUCCUCUCCUCAUUAAAAUUCCUUUCUGCCCUAAAA